This is a messenger RNA of Ananas comosus (pineapple), 3529 nucleotides long. RefSeq lists its product as uncharacterized. The transcript has 11 exons. Gene Ontology annotation, molecular function: histone binding. The coding region runs from base 88 to 3150 and encodes 1020 amino acids. Gene Ontology annotation, cellular component: nucleus. Lineage: Eukaryota; Viridiplantae; Streptophyta; Magnoliopsida; Poales; Bromeliaceae. The record is from RefSeq and is a predicted model, not a curated record. Gene Ontology annotation, biological process: DNA damage checkpoint signaling; positive regulation of transcription by RNA polymerase II.
UUCAGAAACUACGGGAUGCAUUUCGAAAACACCACCCUUUCGCCCUCUUUCUCUCGCCCCAAAAUAUAAACUCGCCGCCAAAAAGCCAUGUUGGCGCCAAACACUCGCACCCUUUCCCGGGAAAAGGUCCAAAAAAAAAAGAAAGAAAAAAAGUUCGAUCCUUUCCCUCUCAUGGCGAAUUGUGGAUACCACUCCCCUCAAUUCUCCGAGGACAUAGCUUGGCUCCCACUGUGGCUUCAGCCCCAUCAAAUUCCUGUUGUUAAAGAUUGCGCUAAAGAUGACGGGAGCAUUUCUUUGCUGUCUUGCAAGAAUUUCCCAUUUCUUGAAGAAAGUAUUAGCGACAAACAGAACAGCCAGUGUUUCUCAAGGAAUGAUGCGGGUUAUACAGGGUGCCAACUGCACUUAUCUGGAGAUGACUCCUCAUGUAGUGGAAAUACUCCAUCGGCUAGAAAUGUGCUACAUUUUUCCCUGCAUCUUUCUUCAGUUGGUACAUCACAGCUAUCCUCUGGUCAAUUUAAUGAUAAACUUAAGAUUACAAACUGUGACACCAACUUUAAAGAUGAGAUGAAAACAAACUCAAAUGAAGGAUCACCAAGUAAAGUUAUUCCUGAAGCUCAAGCAGUUCAGAAUAACGCCGACUUCAAGAAUAAAGAGGAAAGUAAAACAAAUUCAGAACCCCUUAGCAAAAUUGAAGGAAACAAAGGACCGAGAUCUCGUAAAAAGGUCAAUAGCGGAAAUCUAAGAAACGUAAAUAUAGAUGAUGUGAUUGAGCUUUCCAUUGCCGCAUCUGAAGCUAUGGUAAUUUCAGAAAUAAUGUCAAAUAGCUCUGUGUCCGAUCCUUUGCCAGCUUCGGCUGUGCUAGAAGCUGCUCUUCAUGUUAAAGAAGCUCGAAAACAGCUCUUCAGUGAAGCUCUUUGUGCCUCCUCAGAUCGUGAGCUCGAUGAGUCCGAUUUUCUUUUAGAUUUGGAUGAAAGCACAAUGGUCGAUGCAUUUGAUGAUGUUGGUUUAUGUAUUACUCGAGUUAUUCAUUCUCCUGAAAAUUCAAUUCAUGGUACUUCAGAUUUUAAACAAGAGAAGCCUUCACGGUCCAGUUCUUCAUGUGAUCAAGGAACGCAUGUUUCAGAAAGCUGUUGCCUAGAGACACAUAAUGAGAAUUUGAAGAAUCAAGAUGUUGAAAAUAAUGCAAAGAAUUCUCCUACAAAUCACGAUUUGGCUAGUAAGCCACUAAAAUGUUUACCACCACUGCCUACAAGUUCAGCAGAUGAACAUAUAGCCCUUAUACAGAACUCAAUCCAAAAUGUUGAUACAUCUGGAACCAAGGAGGAUGUGGAAGAAACUCCAGGUAUUGUUAAGGUUGGGGGUGUUGCACUGGAAGAAAAUAGGGUUAAAAGGAAGCACAUAAAAAAAUUAUUCAAUCAAGAGACUAGCUUCAUUUCAGAAUCCAUAGAUACCACGAGAAAAUGCUCUCUGUCAGAGAGUGUUGAUGCUGAAAAUGAGAUAAUUGAAUCUUCUGGCACGCCAUUCAUUACAAGGUCCGCAUGUCCUUAUAACACAAUUCGAAAAAAUAAUGAUAUUGUCUCGCAAGAUCACAUGAAAUCUCCUUUCUUAUCUUUGACGGAUCCUCUUUGUUCAGUUGUGCCAUGCAGUCUCUCUUGUAAUGAUGCUCAUAUUGAAGAGGAUGGUAAAGAGCCAGUUAUAAUUAACACUCUUAGAGAUCAAACUUCAGAUGGAUUUGUAGAAGACAAUGUUCCUUCUAAAACUUUCGCUCAGAGGGAGGAUUUUGAUUUCCCAAAAAUUGUUGCUGAAAAUUCAGGUUUGUCAGUUCAAAGAAAAUGCAGUUCACUGAAGAAUUACAGUAUGAUAAUGCCAGCUCUGGACAAAUUGAAGGAUAUUGUAAUUCCUUUUCCUAUUAAUGGGAAUGCUAAUCAUUUUAAAUAUGAUGAUAAAGUAACCAUUGGUGAGCCUUCUUCUUUUAAAGAGACAAAUGAUGAUAAUAUUGAUGUUCUCUUUCGGCAUCAUGAGAGUUUGCCACCUCUUAUGCUUAAUAACAAGAAGCGUCGUGUUAAGGCUUGUAAAACAAAAUUCAAUGGGGAUGGUGCAGAUCAAAAUUUGAUACGACUUACAGAAUUAAAUAGUGAUUAUGGUGGCAAAGCAACGACUCUGUCAAAUGUUCCUCUGGAAUCAAGUUUAUCUUUACAUCCUACUGAUAAACAAUGUCUUCAAAAGAAGAGAGUUCAAUUUGUAGAAGCAAAGCAUGGCACUAAACGGACAAAGACCAGCAAGGGACUGAAGUCUACAAACAGAGUUUGUUGUUCACAGGGUAGAACAAGUAGAAGAAUGGAUUCCAGCUUGGAGUGCAAGUCCCAAAAAGGAGAUGGAAAAUCCGCCUUUUCGUCAACUUAUACAAAAGAGAUGAUAUUUCACGGACUCGAAUUUUUAUUGACUGGAUUUUCAAGAAAAAAAGAAAAGGAAAUCGAGUCAUUAAUUAGAAAAUUUGGAGGUUAUGUUCUUUUGAAGGUACCAACCUGUUCGCCAGAUUUGAGAGAAAACUUGGAAUCAGUUGGGUGGAAGCCUUCCAUCAUAUUGUCCCCAAAAAAGGUUCCAACAGCUAAAUUCUUAUACGGCUGUGCAACUAAUUCCUGGAUGUUAAAUUUUCAUUGGCUUGUUGAUUCACUUAAAGCCGGCUGUUUAUUGCCACCCGGAAGGUAUCUAAAUUUGCCAAUUCAACCCUCUGAGAAAAGGUCCUUGAGAGUAGGAGAACCAUUUUGCUUCAAAUUCCGUGCUUUAAUCUUUGAUGGAAUAGGGAUCUUGCUAUCUGGCAAAGUCAGCUUCUGUUCCAAAUUUUCCAAUAUAAUAAAGCACGGAGGUGGUCAAGUGUUUAUAUCCCUCGAACAAUUACUUCAGAACCUGAAGGUUGGGAGUUGUACCCUGGGUGUCAUUCUUGUUGAGAGCGAGGCGAGUGUUUCACGUCAUCUAAGACAUUGCGGGCUGGAAAACAAUAUACAGACUCUGCCAGCCAGUUGGAUCAUACAAAGUCUCUUCUGUGGCAAACUCAUUCCCUUGAAGAAGGAUCGCUAUGCCUCAUUGCACAGAAUUAAGAUGCCGACAUUCCCCGAAGAACAAGAAUUCGACAUGAGUCAAGAGAUAUAAUUUCUCCUGUAAAUAGUGAUAGAUAACAAUACACAAAGCUACAAGGUGCCUUCAGAGGAGGAGAUCAAAAUCGAUAUUGGAGCAAAGGGCGACAAAGGACAUAAUAAUACAUAGUUUGGCAGAGAAUCUUACCCAUAUCAGAGCUGAAUAAAAGAGAAGGAUCAAUAAAUCGCAAUUCGGAAUUUUCUGACGAAUCUGUAAAGUAUCUCCCAAUGCUGGUUCUUAUUUAUAUUUCCUUUGUGACUAUCGAACGAGAGGAGAGACUCUUCUCCAGGUGUAUCACUACCUAGAUGGAAAGAGAUUCUUCUCCAGGUGUAUCAUUACCUAGAUGGAAAUAUUAAUCCAUCGAAAUUUGAUUUUCGACCUGGCCUUUGACAAA